Molecule: messenger RNA, 2113 nt
Organism: Protopterus annectens (West African lungfish)
Lineage: Eukaryota; Metazoa; Chordata; Ceratodontiformes; Protopteridae
Gene: PRR18
Product: proline rich 18
Exons: 1
Coding region: 98-931 (277 amino acids)
Source: RefSeq, a predicted model, not a curated record
GAGCGUUACCGCCGGUAACUUACCGGUGAUAAUGUGCGGAGUAAACGGCUUGUCAACGAUGGUAAUCACUACGAUUAGUGGACUGGUGAGCUGAAGUAUGCCAUUCCCACCCAUCUUUCAACAUCAGAAUCAACCACAGAGUACACAGAAAGACCGAAAACACUUAGAACGUGGAGUAUUCAAGAAAGCCGCCAUCAUCCCCCCGCAAUCUUUAUACAAGACCCAAAAGCUUCAGAAGGAGGAAGCAGAAAACCGAGAAAAAUUCUCCAGCUCUUGGCCGUGUUCUUCUGCCACUUGGACACAACUGGGCAGACGACCUCAGCCUCGGUGCCCCCAGCUAUUUUCCUACCGUAGUGUACCCGGGAACACCGACAACACCCCUCGUGGUUUCUGCGUGCCCAGGCCAGUGGCUCAGUCUUGCGAUAGCAUGCCUGCCUCAGACUCGGUGGACUCGGGUGUAAAGAGCUGCAAGAAUUCAUCACAGAGCUCACUGCUGAGGGAUGAGAUGGCUGCUGAGGAUCAGCUAGAGCGUUUCUCUCUCAGUCUCACACCUGAAGCUAUUCUAGUGCUGCAGAAACGCAAUCUGGAGAAACAGCUGCUAGCCCGACAGAAAAGCCGUGAUUGUACACCCACUGCCUCCAGUUCUAGUUUGCAGUGCAAAAAACUGUAUCAGACAAGAACAAAGGGGCUAUCCGCCCUAAAUGCCGGGCUUCAGGCACCUGCAGACAUCCGUGCCAUUCUUAAAAUUUCUCUGUUGAAUGAGCAACAUAAGUAUGACGACGUGGAGUAUGAAGAGGACGACGACGAGGGCUACGUGGAUGAAUGCUUGAUCAGAAAGUGUACCGAGUGGCUGAGGGGAGUGGAGAGUGCCGCAACCCUGGCUGCAGACCACCGCGAGCUCGAUACUCUGCCUCACCUCAAAGGUCUAUGACCGCCGCGAGCCCACACUGUGCCUCACCUUAGUGGUCUUGGAGUCCAAAGCUGCUUAAGCCUUUUCAGCCGUACUGACUUUCAAAGAAUCCUGCAACCAGUCGUAAUACCUGCUAGCUGAGGUGCACUACUCUUAGUGAGUGGGAAACGUGCCAUAUAGUCAGUAAAGCUGGACUUUUUUCUGAAGUGGGUGCUGGACUCUGAUGCAAACAGGGUAAAGUCAGAAAGUAAAUGAUGCAAACAGGGUAAAGUCAGAAAGUAAAUGAUGCAAACAGGGUAAAGUCAGAAACAUAUGUGACUGUUCUUACCCAAUGACCACUGAAGCAGAAAACUGAAAUAAACUAAUGCUGACUUGGCAAUAGUAUUUCUGGUCUAUUAAUUAGUCUCUAUAUUCUCAUAGAGGGAAAAUUACAAGAGCUUCUGUGAAGUGACUUUUUAUUAUUAUUAUUCAGCUAGACCACUUGCAUUUACCGUUAUGUCUAGUCAUGAAAUACAUUUCAAAUCUGUUAAUACACUGUCUGGCUUUUAGUACGCGUCUUGUGUUGUCUUCGAGAACAAUUGUUUGUUUCUUAUUUUAAUAUAAACAAAGAAAUACAUAUUUAUUAAAUAAAAGACAUAUUUCAGAAACUCGUUUUGUUCCUGCAUCUGGUUGUCUGCAAAGUAUAUUUUCUUUAUAUUCUCUUUAAUUAAACUGUAAACUACAUGGUCACUUACUUUAGCUAAUGAUUUAAUCGGGAGAUACAUUUUUUGUUCAAAAUAAAGUAUAUAAGCUCACUUCUUAUUAUUAUCCUGGCCUAAGGUUACCACAAGUUUUCCUUUAGGCUGGGCAGUUCCUUAUUUGGGCAGGUGUGUCUUUGGGGAGGGGGAUAUGAAAAUGGUAAGUGUCCUUUUUUUCUAAAUUCCCUUUAUUAGUUGACUAAAGCUUUUUUUUUUUCUUUUUUUUUGUAUUUGAAUCGCUUACCAACCAACUAAAAGUCUAAAAAGAGUGGGCUUUUAUUUUAACAAAAAAAAAAGCUAUUAUUUUUGUAUCUGAAGCACUUCAAAAUGUUGUAACAAGCAACUAAAAUUCUUCCAGUGUGCUUUUAUGUUUUAGCAAAAAAAAAAGUCCAGUUGUUUGUAGAUAUGGUUUCAUGUGCAAAAUCUCACAUUUCCAUAAUAAAGUCCCACUGUGACGAUCUGAAAA